Molecule: messenger RNA, 4623 nt
Organism: Spirodela intermedia
Lineage: Eukaryota; Viridiplantae; Streptophyta; Magnoliopsida; Alismatales; Araceae
Source: the annotation of a GenBank genome assembly
AUGGCGGGGAAGGAAGCCCCCUCCGCUGACGACGAGUCUUUGAUUGCGGGGAAGAGAUCGCCGCCCUCCGUCGACGUCACUGUGGUCGCCGAGAAGGAAGCCCCAACUGCGGAUGACGCCACUAUGGAUGCCGUCCAGAGACGCCUCAUGUUCGAGGAUGAGUGGGUUAUUGCUCCUGACCUCCUGUCUUCUUCUUGGAUCUCUUAGUUUCCGUGGGACCUUUUCGAUGAGCGUGGUGAAUACUUUGGCUCACCAUUUAAGACUUAAGUUGCUGCCUUUUGUCUUUGGAGAAUAGAUUUGAAAUUUUGUCCAUGACGCCCUUCAUUUGCUGCUAUUUGUUGUUACUGAAUUUGUACGUGUUGCUAUUUUUUUUCCUGCGAACGUCAGGGUGUUUUUUUCCUUUCAUUUCCGAAUAUUUCAUCUUGAGGCUUUCCAAGCAAGUGUUUGCAUGUUUGAUGGUGUAGCUCUGCCACUCUACGCUUGUUUUUCUGGGUUAGACGUUUCAGUCGCAACCAUUUUUUUCUUUGAUUUUUCUCAUUUCCAUUCUUGUGGUUGUCCAAUCAGUGGGAAAUGGAGAAUCUAUCAUUUCAUUUUUCAAUGCUGGGGAAUUUUGGAUGGUUUCGUCAACCUGUUGCGGCAGUUAUUUGUUUGUUGUGUGAACGACUGUGAUUGAAAUCAAUCCGAAAAUAUAAAUAAAGCUGUAGCUGUUUUACAAAAUUCGAUAAUCAUGUAUUAAUUUUGUAAAGUUUUUCGAGCCAGUGCUAUACGGAAUCACAUAAAGCAUAGAAAAUAUUUCUUCCCUGAAUAUCGGAUGUGAUUUAUUUUUUUGCUAGUUGUAGAAUUUUCUUUGACAAUCCAAUAUUUGAGAACUUUUUCUGUCACAUCUUACAAAUCUGAAAGGUUGUCAAGGACUGUUUUUCAUACGAUAUUAAGAUUUCCAUUGUGUGAUGAUUGAUAUAUUGCUUCUUUAAAACUUAUCUACUUUAUCUGCAGCUGUGCCUGGGAGAGAAAAGAGGGGCAGUUUCUGGAUGACACUUAGAAUGAUAGAAGAUGGUUCUUGUAAUAUGAAAUAAUAGCUUUUAUGGGUGAAGAUCAUUUUUUUCUGAAGAGAUAAGAUGGCAUUGAUGAAAGCCGUUCAAAAAAUUGUCCAGAAACUUUAUGCAUCCUUUGCAUCAUGCGAGUAUUGUAAUUGCCUUUAUCUUCAUGAAGAUUGCCUUAUGGACGUAGAAUACAAUUUAAAAAUUCUGCUUUAUCAAAUGAUUCUAUACUAUCCAUAGUUUGAAUGUUGACGUGAUAUAGCUUUCCUGCAUUCAAUCCUCAAAAGAAUCACACAUAGUAUGCAAAAAAGCUAUGAUAUUUUGAUCCAUCCCAAAACUACCUCAAUGAUAAUUUUUUCCUGUAGAAUGCUUUGAUGCGUUAUCUAAUUUAGUAGUUUUUUUAUCUUAGAAAGGUAAUGUGAGAUUUGACAUUUUUAUGCUUUUUCGGGUAAUAUUAUAGCAUAUCCACCAAUUAUAUUUUAAGGGAUUCGUGUUCAAAAGAAUCUUAGUUUCCAUGAAUGAACUGUUUGCAUGAUAAUGAUUCACAGUUUAGCUUUUCUUGUGCCUUUUAUGAAUCUUGAACCCAACAUAGGAAUGUAGAGUGAAUUCAAUGGCAACAUACACAUACAGGACAGUGGAUGACUGCUAGCAAGGUGUUUGGUCUGGUCCAUCAAAAUUUAUUAAGAGAGUCGUGGAUAUGACUCUUCCUGAAAGUUUCUCAAAGUUUAUGACAAAAGCAUCUUUGUACUUGGGGUUCCAAGUUAGUAACCUGAAAAUUGAGCUCAGUCCCUGCAUAUAAUAGCCCGACAAAAGUAACUUUGACCAAUCAAACUAUUACUUCUCAGAUACUUGUUCUUUGUCGGAAUUGUAGGUGUAGAUCUUGUGUAUGAAUUGUAGCUCAUAUAAUUUAAGGCUGCAUACUUGUGUUCUUUAAUAUUUUUAAAGCUAUAACCCUAUAAGUGACAUUCUGAUACAUUUUAAUUAAGAGCUUGGGAUCAUUUUUUCGUGUCAAAUGUUCUCAUUUUGGUGUCAGGUGGCUGUCAUUUUUUAAUGUUCUAUAUAAAAUCCAGCAUGUAUGUGCUUAAGAGAAGUAAAUUCUUUUCACCUUGAAAAUUAUUGUAAUGGCGUUUUGGAUCAUAUGGCGAAUUGAUUAACGAUAUGUAUGGCCAUUUUUUAUGGUUUCUGCAGGUGUAUACUGGUGGAUGAGAAUGAUAAUGUUGUUGGACAUGACUCCAAAUACAACUGUAAGUAGAAGUUUAUCAUUAGUAACUGAUUCCGUCACAAGAUUUUGUUUGCGUAUAUUGCUUGUAAAUAACUUAUCAUUUUUGUUUUCUUGGUGGAUUAGUUAACUGUACUUUUCAGAUGGGUUUCACUUGUUUCUACUAUUUACGAUAUUUGGACGUUUGUGUAUCUUUACUCCUGUCUCUUCACUAAUCUUGGCUUCCCAUAUUUAAUUUUUCGUUAAUAUCUGGGCUCUGUAUAUUCAAAUUGAGGUCAACAUCUCAGUGAGAUGCUAGAGUUGAAACUUUAAUUAGUGCCCAUUCAGAUGAACAUAUUACAGUGUUGGACGUCUGAAUUUAGAUUAAUGUCAUGAUGAGAUCAAAUAGUAAAAGAUACUGUGUAGAUUCCACGUUUUCUCCCUUGCUUCCUUUUUCUUUCUUCAGAGUGUCAAUGAUCAGCAGUGAGAUUUUCUUUUAUUGGGUGUAGUCACACUGCUUCAGUUCAAUCAAGAAGACUAAAAGCAAAACAAACACUAUGAUUUCCCCAAUAAGACACAUGGUCCCCUUGGCCUUCAUUUGGAAAUGCGCUAAAUGGUGGCCUUAGAGUAUGAAGAAUACAAUCCUGAAUAUAGAAAUAUCUCUAAAUAUUAUCUACCUAUGUUGUUAGCUAAAUAUUAGGCCCUUCUUUGCAAUAAUGGCUUUAACAUGUAAUUCCUUCCUUAUUUCUCCUCCUGAUGUGUUUACUUCUGUCAUUGUUCUUCAGGUCAUUUGAUGGAGAAAAUUGAUUCUGAGAACUUGCUUCACAGGGCCUUCAGUGUUUUCCUGUUCAACUCGAAGUAUGAGCUUUUACUUCAGGUAAUUAUAAAUGGAGAUAUUUUUUGUCAAUACUUUAUGAUUUUUGAGUUUCAUAGAUAUAUCAGUAGUGGGUAAUUAGAAUGCCUGGUUCUUCUGUCACUUCAACUGUGAAAGAGCUUCUUCUGAGUCUCAGGUGAUCCAUUUGAUCACAAGGUGUCUUUACUAUCGUUAAGGCUUGUGUGAAUGUCUUAUCAGCCUACUUUUUUCGUUCUAUUAUUGAUAAUAAUGUGGAAUUAAGAACGUUUUAUGUGGUUAUUUAAUCGUGUUGGACUUUGAUCACACCCAUGGAGCUAAUGAAAAUAUAUAAAUGGACCACGGCGGUGUUACAUUCAGUAGAUCAUAUCUUCUUUAUUCUCUGGAUAAUACCUACUGCAUAAACGACCAGAAAGAUUCCAAAAUAUUCUACUCCUCAUCUCUUAUUCUCCUUGUAAUUGAACUCACAACAACAUUACUUCGUCUUGUGGCAGCAAAGAUCCGAAACAAAGGUGACAUUCCCCAGAGUGUGGACUAACACCUGCUGCAGCCAUCCUCUUUACCGCGAUUCUGAACUCAUAGAGAAGGACUUUCUUGGUAUAUCUCAUCACUGAAAUCUCUACCCUAUUGUGGAAAUUUAGCCACUUAAAGUAAGAGAAAAUGUACUUGCUCUUGAACCAGGGGUUAGGAACGCUGCACAAAGGAAGCUACUGGAUGAACUGGGCAUUCAGGCUGAACACGUCCCUGUUGACCAGUUUGUCCCUGUAGGCCGCAUGCUGUACAAGGCUCCCUCUGAUGGAAAAUGGGGGGAGCACGAGUGUAUGUUCUUGAAUGAUUCUCAUGUUCAUCAUUUUACACAUAGAAAUUUAGUUAUUUAAUUUUGGAAUGAUUCUCAUAAUCAUCAUUCUUCACAUUAGAUAUUCAGUUAUUUAAUUUGGGUUUUGUUACCAUGGAACGUGAAUACUAUAUUUAUGGCUCAAUGAAUGACUUAUUUCGAAUGGUUCCAAAAAUAGGGAAAAAAACGAUUCCAUUCUCUUGCUUCUUUCAUUUAAUAUACUUUAUAGAAAACAUGUCCAAUGUAUGUGUUUAUUUUUCUUAAUUGAUUGUUUUGAUCUAUCUUUCUAAAAAAAUUGUUUCCUUUUAACUUCUCUUUUACAAAAGAGGCUGCAACAUUCUUUCCUAAAUUGAUUUUUUUGAUCUUAUUUUGCGACUCUAAUUUAAAUCAUCAUCAGGAAUUCGUCAUCAUCUCCUUUCUGAAACCAUUCUCUUGCUCAUUUCCAGUGGAUUAUCUCCUCUUCACUGUCCGCGAUGUCGAGGUUAAUCCCAACCCUGAUGAAGUUGCUGAUGUCAUGUAUGUUGACCGGGAGAAGCUCAAAGAGCUGCUCAGGAAGGCUGACUCUAGAGAAGAUGAUAUCAAGCUCUCCCCUUGGUUCAGGCUGGUGGUGGACAACUUCAUGUUCAAGUGGUGGGACCAUGUCGAGAAGGGCACCCUUGGGGAGGUUGUCGACUUGAAGACCAUCCACAAGCUGACGUCGUAA